Messenger RNA from Malassezia restricta, 3132 nucleotides. RefSeq names its product Sec7 domain protein. The transcript has a single exon. Gene Ontology annotation, molecular function: guanyl-nucleotide exchange factor activity. The record is from RefSeq and is a predicted model, not a curated record. Gene Ontology annotation, biological process: regulation of ARF protein signal transduction. NCBI's taxonomy places the organism in Eukaryota, Fungi, Basidiomycota, Malasseziomycetes, Malasseziales, Malasseziaceae. The coding region runs from base 1 to 3132 and encodes 1043 amino acids.
AUGCGUGACGACGCUGCGCAACAUGCGAGCGUAGAGAACCAGGGGGCAUCUGCUCGACUGGAUGCGAUCGCCAAGCUGCGUCGCGCGGCAUCGCAGCGUGAAGUGAGGCAGGCCAAGCCCCCGCCCACGACCGCCACAACGGCGGCCACGCAUGCUGGGACGGCAGACUCUGUGUCGUCCAACGCUGAGGCGCAAUUAGUGGAGCGUAAUGCGGCACGACCAGAUGGUCAGUUUCCCUUGCUGUCACUGGAACAGUUGCGUCAGCGCCUCGUACAAGAGCGGAAACCCACGGGCAUGUCUCGCUCGGCCAGCACGAGUGCAGCCUCUCAGGUCGCUCGGGCAUACACUAUGCAAAAGCUUUUGGGCGCUAGCACACCUAUUUCGUACAAUGACAUGUUUGCGUUCGUCAGGAAUGCGAGUCAGAUGCGAGAUGCGCCCUCUUCUUCCAAGGACCGGCCCCUGCCGGACCGAGCCCUCGAGACGCCUCGUCGCACGACACUAAUACGCAGCGUAUCAGCUCGCGAUCAUUCGCGGGUCCACGCAUACAAACAGGCGGCGCGUGCUCCCCUGCCUUCGCCUACCACAGCACAAGCUGUGAGUUCGCCGACGUGGGACGACCGAAGCUCCGUCGCACACGAUUCUAGCAGCACAUCCAGCUGGCGCCUGUCGCUCUACGACUACGACAGCACGAGUCCUGUGGUGUCGCAGACGAGCGCUUUGGCGCCUGUCUCGUCUACACCUAGCAUACCCACGACGGCCAGUGUAUCGGCUGAGCCGCCCAUCAAAACGGCUGAGGCACCGUCUCAUCUUCCUGCCAAACCACAACAGUCUGAACCCCGGGAACUUGAUAAAAGCGCCCACUUGUUCAUGACGCGCAACCGCUCGCACAGCUCCUCGUCGGCCACAGUCACGCGCGUCACCGCACACACGCCCCACGUGGAUACUCAACUGCCCCGCAGUGUGAAAAACUCGUCCGACAUCCCGCGAGAGACGGUGCCUGCGAACCCCAUGCCCAAGACACCUGCUUCAACAUACCCAUCCCCCGUGUCUGUAUCUUUCAGUCAUGAGCCAGCGCCUGCAUCGGCGCCCGUUUUUACGAUGGCUGGACAUGUGGACGACGCGCAAAAACCCCUACCACACCUUCCCUCUGCCAUGUCGCAAAUGCUCGAAGAGUCUCUGGGACUGGGGCGCCCAAGCUCCUCACCCUCCGUUGAUGCCGCACACGCUGCCGAAGCGUCUAGCCAUGUGCGCUCCAACAGCACGAGCGCGGCGACGACAGACACAAGAAAGGACUCCAAAGUGGCACGCAUCUUUGGCUCUAUUCGACGCAAGUCGUCGCGACGAGGCCUCGGCUCCCUGCGUCGACCCUCUAAAGCAUCGAAUGACUCGGCGUCGACGUCAUCGCCUGUGGCGUCGCACACGCUGAUGGCCUCGGUCAUUUUACAAAAGGAGGUACAAGACGCGUGGCUUCACGACACUGUUAUUACGAUACCCACGACGCCAGCCGCUCUUAUGCGCUGGAACCAAAAGCUACCGCGGCCUGUCCGACAUGUUCUGGCACCUUUCCCCGCACAAGUCCCCUUAGAGGUGGCGUUGGAUCCUCCGCGUCGACUUGUGCGUAUUCUCCCGCUUCUCCAGUCGGCUGGCGAUGAAUAUGUCAAGCUUCGCUAUCUCUUCCUUUUUCAGGAUACGGCCGUGUUGGCCAAGCCUAUGAUUGCGCCUAUGCAAGGUGAGUCGCUUUCUGACCUAAUCAUCCGAAAACUGGGGAGUGCCCCCGAUUUGAGUGAGUCCUGCACACCUAUUACUGUGCUUGGUUUGCGCGAUCUUUACGUGGAUGAUAGCAGGCAAGGCAAGCUGUCUGAACUAGCCAUGCUGGUCCAGCGGCGCGAGGCGCAGCUGUACGCGCAUCCUUUCGAGACAUUGCAUGUGCUGCGGAUGGAGGCGCAGCUGCCGGGCUCUGAAGCAUAUGCGCACGCCCAAUUGCUCUACGCCGGCGCAUCACUGGAUAGGAUGGCUGUGGCUCAGUAUUUGUAUGCGCACCGCGACGUGAUGAAGCACUAUGUCAUGAUGCACUGCGUCACCGGAGCACCCAUCGAGCUAGCACUGCGUUCCCUGCUUUCGAGCGUGCUGUGGCCACAGGAUUUUGGUACGUUUGAGGCUCUGCUGUCCGCCUUUGCGGUGCACUGGCACAAGGCCAAUGCGUCCGAACACCAAAUGACGGCCGAAUGCGUAGCGGACUUGACCUUGGCAAUUCUAGGCCUCAAUGAUGCUUUGCACGGCGCUACGGGCCUCUUUACAUACCCCCCGCAUGCUAUUUCGCUCGAAGAGUUUGUGAAGCUCUUUCGCGCACGCAACACACAGCAUAUGGUGAGCGACCGCAUGCUGAGCGACGCGUACGUUGCGAUCAAAACAUCACCUCUUACCCCUGCUGUGCCGCGUCAUGCUUGGCGCGCUGUGUCGUAUGAUGCGCGCGCGCUGAGUGAGCCACUGCGCCCUGGCGUACCAAGCCUGCGAGUACGCGUCUCGCUCGACCAGCCUGAUCCAGAUGUGCGCAUUUGCCUGGUGGGACGCGGUCUGUAUAUGGAUCCACCGGUGCUUACAUUCACGCAUGCCGCACACUCUGAAUUUACCGUGCUGGCUACGGCGCCUGGCACGUAUGAUCUGCUGUUUCUGCGUACAGGACAGCAUGCGCCCAUGUAUAUCAGCGGUCGUCAUCACGGCACGCAGCGUGCGCUGCCUCUGCACCUCACGCUGUCCUGCGAGGAUGCGACUACGACGACGCCUGGACGCCGGACCGUGUCGCUCGUGCAUUUAGCGCCGGGAGCGCCGCGCCGCGCCUUGACCUUCUGCAUGACGCAUCAGGCUAUGGCCGAGCAAGUCCUUCGGUGCUUGCGCACUCAAGUCGAACAGGCCCGCGAGGAGGCACGGCACCAGUCGCAGACGGAACGCGACGUGCACGCACUGAGUCAGCUUGUGCUCGAGUCAGCUCUCUUUUCCCUGCCGGCGUCUGAUGACACCCACAGGCUUGGUCGCAGUGGCACGAUGACAGGUGCGAGUAUUGUGCGUAUGGCACGCGAAAAUAGCUUGCUGUCUCAUGUGCUAUGCAUGAGAGACCGGCAAAUUGUCACAUAG